AUGGUCCCAGAGCAGGAGGGGAGAUUCUCUGGGGUAAGUCCACAGUCUGAGGAAGUGGACAGCACAGCGGGAAGCACAGUGGAGAUAGCUGAAGAAGGGGGGCUGGAAGGUGUGCUCUCAAAAGUCCCCAGUGAGCGAUCUGGUUCGACCUGCAGUGGAAAUGACAGUCAGACAGGUCUGCCAAAACCUCCUGCCGUCCUGCCUAAAACAGAGAAGGCGGUUCUUAAAGCCAUUAAGUUAACAAACAGAAGAAUUAAGAAAGAAGAAGCCCACACCUCACACAAAUCCAGCCACAGCAGCAGUAAGCACAAGUCUGACAGGCACAAGAGUGACAAAAGCAGCAGCAGCAGCAGCAGUCGGAAUCCUAAAAGUGGAGAGAGAAAACACAAAGAAAAGUCUAUCCCCAAGGUUGAAGACAAUGCAGCUCUCUCCAGCCACAACCUCAAUGACUUAAAAGAGAUAGAACAACCCGCUCAAAGACAAAGUGUUGAAUCUGGAGAAAGCUCGAGGCACAGAGAUGGAUUUGUUGGUCUCAGUGAGAGGCAGGGGCGCAGCAGUGAUCGGAGAGCGAGGGAGAAGCCAGAGCACAGGCACUACAGCAGUGACCGGAUCAUUAGCAAUGUGCCUGUGUACAAGAACUAUGCCGGAGACAAGACGAGCUCCGAGAGGCCGUUCCAGCGCUCCAUGAGCACUGACAGGUACAUGGAGAGCAAAGUGCAACGCAGGCUCAGUGCUGACAUGUCUAACUAUGACAGAGUGGAUCCGAGAAGCCAGAGAAUUGAGAAAUCGAUCGUGGAUGAGCUGCAGCAGAGAGGCAGGCAGAAGGAGAGGCAGAGCAAGGAAAACCCGCUGCGAAGGAGCCACAGCAUUGACGCCCAGAGCACAGCUGUUCUCCACCCGGCGAACCUGUCUCGUCAGUCCAGCCUCAGCAGCCAGCUCUCACGCCAGUCCAGCAUCGAGCACGCCAUCGUGGCCUCAUCCUUCCCCAUCACACAGAGGAAGCUCCUCCAGGAUCCAGACUCAGGGCAGUAUUUCUUUGUGGACAUGCCGGUGCAAGUCAAAACCAAAACCUUCUUUGAUCCAGAGACGGGGACGUAUGUGCAGCUCCCAGUGCAGCCUCCAGAGGGAGCUAUACCACAGCCCUCUCCCAUGGAGGUUCUGAGCCCCCCCCUCAUGGUGUACCACAGCUUUGUCCCGGUGUCUCUGUCCCCCAUGACUCAGGCGGCCCCUGAGCAGCUGAUCAGGCAUUCUGAGGGCCACCCGUACUUGGAGCCGGUGUUUGGGCAGCACGAGCACGUGUUAGGAGAGUUCUUAGGCACUGAGGAGCUGGACUGCCCAAGCUAA
This is a messenger RNA of Knipowitschia caucasica, 1344 nucleotides long. The record is from the annotation of a GenBank genome assembly. NCBI's taxonomy places the organism in Eukaryota, Metazoa, Chordata, Actinopteri, Gobiiformes, Gobiidae.